AUGGACAGCAGGGAUUUGACAAUAGAUGUGAUCAUCUUAACAGAAACUGUGGUUGGAAUCCUGGGCAAUUUGUCACUUCUUUGCCAUUAUAUCAGCCUUUACUUCACUGGGUACAGGUUAAGGUGCACAGAUUUGAUGCUUAAGCAUCUGAUUGUAGCCAACUCCUUGGUCCUCCUCUGUAAAGGCAUCCCCCACACAAUGGCAGCAUUUGGGUGGAAACAGUUCCUCAGUGAUGCUGGAUGCAAACUUCUUUUCUUUCUUCACAGAGUCGGGAGGGGAGUGUCCAUUGGUAGCAUCUGCCUCUUGAGAGUCUUUCAAGUGAUCACAAUCAGUCCCAGGCACUCGAGGUGGGCAGAACUUAAAGUAAAAGCUCCCAAGUACAUUGUUCCCUCUAUUCUCCUGUGUUGGAUCCUACAAAUGUUGGUAAAUACCAGUUUUCCUAUCUUCAUACAUGACAAAUUGAGCAACAAAAACAUCACAAACAGAAAGGGUUAUGGAUACUGUACUUCUGUUCUUCAUGACCAAGUCAGCAAUGUAUUAUAUGGAGUAUUGUUAUUAUUCCCUGAUAUUUUAUGUUUAGGGUUCAUGCUCUGGGCCAGUGGCUCCAUUGUUUCCCUGCACAGACAUAAGCAGAGGGCCCAACACAUUCGGAGGACCAAUGCCUCCCCUACCUCCUCCCCUGAGUCCAGAGCCACCAAAACCAUCCUUCUCCUGGUUAGCACCUUUGUCUAUUUUUCCACUCUUUCCUCUGUUUUUCAAGUUGUUUUGAGUCUUUUUGAUAACCCCAACCUGUUCCUUGUUAACAUUACUACAAUCAUUGUUGCCUGCUUCCCAGCUCUCAGUCCCUUUCUGCUCAUGAGCCAUGACUCUGGUAUACAGUCUCUACUUUGCAUGGAUUAG
Molecule: messenger RNA, 900 nt
Organism: Camelus dromedarius (Arabian camel)
Lineage: Eukaryota; Metazoa; Chordata; Mammalia; Artiodactyla; Camelidae
Product: vomeronasal type-1 receptor 4-like
Biological process (GO): G protein-coupled receptor signaling pathway
Cellular component (GO): membrane
Molecular function (GO): pheromone receptor activity
Source: RefSeq, a predicted model, not a curated record